Messenger RNA from Penicillium nucicola, 2544 nucleotides. It is a transcript of the gene slx4, whose product is annotated as protein slx4. Gene Ontology annotation, biological process: DNA replication; DNA repair. Gene Ontology annotation, cellular component: Slx1-Slx4 complex; nucleus. Gene Ontology annotation, molecular function: 5'-flap endonuclease activity. The coding region runs from base 1 to 2544 and encodes 847 amino acids. NCBI's taxonomy places the organism in Eukaryota, Fungi, Ascomycota, Eurotiomycetes, Eurotiales, Aspergillaceae. The transcript has a single exon. The record is from RefSeq and is a predicted model, not a curated record.
AUGACCAGCCCAGCGAAUGUGAUCGUCUUAUCGUCCUCUCCGAAUCCUUCCAGAUCACCCGCACAAGCUAAACAAGAUCUAAGCUUGGCGAGCCAUGUCGUGCCACGAGACGAAACGCCUCCACCGGUACCUUCACCGUCCGAGUUGUUACAACCGCACACGCAUUCUCGAUUCUUUCCCACCUCAACUACCAGUGAACAAUGCCCAGCAGACGCGUCAAAAACAAAGAAAAGAUUGACCAAACAAGCCACGACUGCAAGUACCGGUGAUCAAAGCGCACCAAGCAAGACUGGACGGAAGACGAAGAAGGUAGCAGAUCAGCCAGCGCCUGUCGCGCCUGGCAGCCCAUCGCUGGAAUUCGUGGGUGAAAUGGAUACCGCGGCAAAGCCUGCCAAAGGCAGGCCCCGGAAAACCGCCAAGAGCAAGGAUCAAGGAAACAUGAAACUUGCUGGGAAGGUUACGAAGACGAGCACUGAGCAGGUCAAGAAACCAACCAAGGCUAGCAAGAAAACAAGUGCCACCAAACAAUCGCCCUCAGCUGAACUGAAAGAUACAACAGUGAAUACGAAUGCCCUGGGUAAAGACGAGCAAUUACACCUGGAUGAGGCAAUGAGAAGGAGAAUGGAUUGGACACCGCCAAGGGAGACAGCCUACGAGAACGUCACAUUGAGUGAUGAAUCCGGAGCGCAAGACAAAAACAGUGGAUCAAACACUAUGGAAGGGUUUGGCAAGCUGUUAUCCGAUUAUAGCUUCAGUGGACUGGCUUCCAAUCCCCUGAACCUUCCCCAUAAUGGAAACAAUGGAUCGACAAAACGCCGACGCAUCAUGAUGGAAAACCCUCAAAUCCAGCAACUAUCCAAUGGCAAACCUGACACUCUGAGUGAUUACACAUCUACAGACGACUCGGCUUCAAGAAAAUCAAAUAAGGCAACCAAAACCAAACCUAAAAGGUUUACAACACUGACUGCUCGAGUGACUGCGCAAUACGCCCAAAACGACGCACAAGAGGAGGAAGAGCCGGCAAUAGAUUGCCUUCCAGGCACUAGAGCCACAAAAAGCAGGCGAGGGAAAGCCAAAGAAACAGCUAAAGAUUCUCCUUUUACAAUCCUUUCUCCGGAAGCUGCAGUGGAGUUCAUGAAUGACCAAGACCUUAUCUUCGGCACCUGCAGUCAGCUGGAAAGAGAGGAUUCCCCACAGACUCUCCGGGAAAUGCAACAAGCUAUCCGUGCGUCUGAGAGUCUUUCAUACCCAGAAGGGACACGCGAUUAUGUCUUUGCUCAUACUACGAAGGCAGACCGAGCCUCUUCUAUCCGAUCUGUGUCAAGGAUAACAGGCACUAAGAAUCUGUGGAAUGUUGGAUCCAGAGACAUAGAAGGAUCUUUAGUCCAGUCCAAAGAGUCAAAUGUCAUUGAUCUGACUGAUCGACCUGAACUUCCGACAAAGACCAAUGACAAGGUGGUCAAGCCAACACCGAAACCUCUUGACAAGAACUGGUUUGAGCUUGACUUCGCGGACAUCGAUUCGCCACCAGAGAAGAAGUCGUCAGAAAAGAGCUCACGCUCGAACAUUCAGUCUCAGCCCCCAACAAUUGAAAAGUCAAACAGAAAAACCGAUGUCCCUCCUGUGGAAGUAGCCCCAUUUCACUCAACCGAGUCACAAGCACCUCAAAUGCCACAAUAUGCGGGAUUUACAGAUGCUGAAUUAUCCAAACAAAUUGCUAUAUUUGGUUUCAAGUCGGUCAGGGGCCGCAAGAAGAUGAUUGAUCUCCUUCAACAAUGUUGGGAGUCAAAGCAUGGCGGCGCUGUCAAUGGUAGUCAGUCAGCCGCCCCAGCAGAGCAAUUGAAAACUUUGGCCCCAGUGCACAGCAACGACCCAAGGCCUGCCUUUGAUUCAAGUUCCAAAGAAAAUGCAAAACAUAACCCUCCUACGCAAGGUACCUCAUCGAAGGCUGCAAAGUCAGCAGCCGCUUCACGCAUAACUUCCCAGCAAAGUCCACAAAAAGGUCCAAGGAGCAAAUCUAUCACUAGACCCUCUUCAUCGUUUAUUGGCGUGGAAGAAAUUCAAGACUCGGAAGAGGAAAUCGCACUAUCUUCGAGUCCAGUACAAAAGUACUACACCAGCAUCUCUUCCAAGUCUAGAAGGGGUCAAACCCACGAGCAGACUCUGGAAAUACUCACUAAAACUCCACCUGCAAGCCCAACCAAACGCAGAACUGCAUCCAAAGCUUCGAUGACCAAGACCCACUCAGCUGAUACCUUUUCGCAAGUCGGCCGGGUAAACUUAGCGGCUCAGAUUACCAAGGCUGUUCGAGCUCAGCCUCAGCUUUCACCGUUGUCGUCAGCUCUCGGUAGCCGCACUCGGCCAACUUGGCAUGAGAAGAUCCUCAUGUAUGAUCCUAUCAUUUUGGAAGAUUUUACAGCAUGGCUUAACACCGAAGGACUUGGGCUUGUUGGCGAAGAUCGAGAGGUUGGGACUGCAUCUGUCAGGGAGUGGUGUGAAAGUAAAGGGGUAUGUUGCUGUUGGAAAAAGAAUGCUAGCUGGUAG